AUGCCUGUAUAAAUCUACUUUAAAGUCAGAUGCGAGACACAUUCAUCGCAGGAACUUAGAAUCGUUGGAGAUAUUCAAGCCUUAGGCAUGUGGAAUCCAUUUAAUAGUUUGAUUUUGCACACCAACAAUGAAAUAUACCCUUUUUGGGUAGGUUAAGUGUAUGAGGACCUAGAAUAAAGUAGAAUUAAAUGUAAAUAGUAGAUACUUUGAUACAAUUUAAAGCAGUCAUUAUUGAAAGCGAUGAAAUUAUUUGGGAAUAGAGCGAAAAUAGGGCCAUAUAAAUCAGAUAUUAAUCAUAGAGUGUCCUCUUUUCUUUUAGUGGUACAUUCACAUAAAUGGUGAAAAUCUAAUCAUAUUAUGAUUAACCAUCCGAUUCGGAAUCAGAAUCAAUUGAUAUAAGUAAAUUUUUAUAUUUAUAAAAAAUAAGAGGGGGCAAGGAAAAUUUAUCUCUAAACUUCUAAACAUCCUUAUGAUUACGAAUUCGUGAGUUCAGUAUAAAACCUAGUUUAAUUAGGACUCUGGGAAAGACCUGGGCGAUCAUUCAAGUUCUAAAAAUUCAAGUCUAAAUUCUAAGUCUUCUAGUUGGGAAUAGUUGGACAAUCAAG
Messenger RNA from Paramecium octaurelia, 605 nucleotides. The record is from the annotation of a GenBank genome assembly. NCBI's taxonomy places the organism in Eukaryota, Ciliophora, Oligohymenophorea, Peniculida, Parameciidae.